Messenger RNA from Rotaria sordida, 1227 nucleotides. The record is from the annotation of a GenBank genome assembly. Lineage: Eukaryota; Metazoa; Rotifera; Eurotatoria; Philodinida; Philodinidae.
AUGGCCAAUACAACAUUGUCAUUCACUGAAAUUGCCGACGAUAAUUGGUGUAUACCACUGACUGGAUCGGUUUAUUUAUAUGGACAUUUAAUACCAGCGAUUGCAUUAUUUAUAUUUGGUCUUACAUUUAAUCCAAUAGCAUUAUAUUAUUUUGCUACAUCACUGAAUUUUCAUCGUUCUACUUAUUCAUAUUAUUUUUCAGCAAUUGCGGUUAUUGAUCUUGUACGUCUUACUGUUUGGGGUCUAUUCUUUUUACUUGAUUUUAAAAUAUUUAAACUUAAUUUUCAUUCAUUUGAAUGUCCAACACAAAUAUUUACAGAAUCUAUGACAAGUUCAAUUAGUGCGUGGCUUACUGUUUUCUUAACGGUUGAACGAUGUUUAGUUAUUUAUAGACCAUUACUAACAAUUACUAAAACACGAAGGAAACGUACUUUGGUAGUCAUUCUUAGUGUUAUUUUUGUAUCAUGUGCUGCUAAUUCAUUUGUUUUACAGCCUGGUUUUAAUUUAAAAAGAGUGUAUAGGGAACUGAGUCAUACAAUAGUAUGUCAUUAUGAACAAUCUUCAAUGUUAAAUGAAACCGAUGAUAAACAAUAUUCAUUCUUUACUGCAAAUAUAAAACGUACAUAUUUAUUAAUAAUAGUUAUAUUUCGUGUUGUUAUUCCAUUUGUAUUACUUCUAACGGCGAAUAUAAUUCUAUUUGUUAGUGUACGUAGAACACGAGGACAAUCAUUAAAAUUAACUUCAACAUUACUUACUCGUCAUGGUCAACCUAGACAAGUGACACCAAUGAUAUUUUUUUCAUCAUGUAUUCUUCUUCUUACAGUUUCACCUCGAUAUCUUCUUCAAUUUUAUUUAAAUUUUUAUCAAGAACCUCCCAGUUGUUUCUUAACACAUUUUGCACCACAUUUAUUAAAAACUUUAGAAUUAUCUAAUUAUGCAUUUAAUGUAUUUGUUUCUAUAGUUAGUGGUAAACAUGGUCGACAUGAAUUAUUCAAUAUGUUAUUAUGUCGACCAAUACCAAAUCAAAAAUUACGUAUGAAUAAUGGUGCAAAAUUAAAUCCAGUAUCAACACAUCAAUCAGCAUCAUCAUCUAAAUCUCUAUAUCAACAAAGAUACAAUUAUAGAAGUGAUGAAAUAAAUAAUCCAACGAAAAAAGUAUUAUUCUUAACUCGAAAUCAUAAAAAUCGAAAAAAUUAUCCUAUAAAUAAUCAUUAUCGUUAUCAAUAA